Ruditapes philippinarum (Manila clam) is the source of this 1260-nucleotide messenger RNA. Its product is annotated as FMRFamide peptide receptor frpr-18-like. The transcript is spliced from 2 exons. The coding region runs from base 115 to 1260 and encodes 381 amino acids. Gene Ontology annotation, biological process: G protein-coupled receptor signaling pathway. Gene Ontology annotation, cellular component: plasma membrane. Gene Ontology annotation, molecular function: G protein-coupled receptor activity. NCBI's taxonomy places the organism in Eukaryota, Metazoa, Mollusca, Bivalvia, Venerida, Veneridae. The record is from RefSeq and is a predicted model, not a curated record.
GAACAGUCCAUAUACGAGUUCUUCAUUCAUUUCAACGAUUACCAGUGCAUUGUACAGAUGUAAUUGAACAAUAAUGGACAUACAACAAAUCAAUGGAUAAUUCAGUUCACAAGGAUGAACAUCAAUGAAAGUAUAGUCUUUGAUCUCAACUUCAGUAUCAACACGAAGACCGCCUUUGAAUUUGUAACGGUAGACCCAAAGAAAUUAAACAUAACACAGCAAAUAAUUGGAUCACCUCAUAAUGUUAUCACUGUGUAUAUAGAAAAAUACGUGAUACCUAUAAUAUGUUUGCUAGGACUGAUUGGGAACACUCUUUCCUCGAUAGUGUUUUUACGUAAACCAAUUCGGAAUAGUUCGUGUAGCAUAUUUCUGUGCGCGAGAGGCUUCUCUGAUAAUGGUUUUCUUUCAACGCUUCUAAUAAUUUGGAUUUCCCGCACUUUUCAGUUGCGGUUAGGCGAGGUCCAGAACUCAUGCCAGAUUAUAAUUUUUCUUACGUAUGUAUGUGGAUGUACAUCAGUUUGGCUUGUUGUUUUUGUCACUGUAGAAAACUACAUUCGAAUAUGCAGACCCUUUAUCGUCAACAGAGUUUGUACGACAAAAAUAGCUAAAGUUGUUGUCGGGAUUCUUUGGUUUGUGACAUUAUGCAUCUAUAAUUUUCCUUUCUGGACAAUGAGUCCAGACACGUGUGUGCUUUACGGGCGUUUUCAUAAUACGGUGCAAGUAUUUGUAUAUGCAGAUACGUUUUUAACAUUAGUAGUGCCUAUAAUAUGUAUAACUUUAGUAAUGAUUGCCAUUGUGUGCAGUCUCCUUAAAUCGUACAAUAGAAGAAGUCGGCUACGUGCCCCAACUGCAAAACGAAUUAAAAAUCCUAUGGCAAAAGUUACAAAAAUGUUAUUUGCUGUGACAGUCACAUUUAUCUGUCUAAACUUACCAUCACAUAUAAACCGCCUGAGAAUAAUGAUUUCAUCAAUACUAGAGGCUGAAAGACAACAAGGACAGUAUUCCUCCCGGGAAGAAAUGAUUCAACAGAUUACAUUACUUGUGUCCUACUUGUCGUUAACAAUAAAUUUGCUAGUUUAUGUUACUUUUGGAAGCAGAUUUCGCAAAGUACUCAAAGACAUGUUUCAUAUUCCCGAAUUUUGUUUGAAAUCAGCGAAUGAAAGUAAUGGUGGAUAUAGCCAAGAGCUUAUACCUAUAAUCAAUAAUUUGCGAAAAAGUGAAAAUCAAUCCCAAAGCGUGGAUAUGACAUCUUUUGAGUAA